CCCACACAGUUUGAGUUUGACACACCUGGCUGUGUCUCAAUGCCUAGUGUGCUGCCUACCGAGACAGCAUUUAAAGUAAUAGGUAAUUAAGGUAAUGAGUGAUCCUCCUGACCAUGUAAUGCUUCUAUUAACACAAAAAAGAUCUUAAAGCUUCUAAAAUUUUAACAAAACGAGAAACGUUCAUGACGUACACAAUGCUGUCUAGGAUGGCACCUCAAUAGUGAUGUGACACAGCCCGUGUCUAGGAAUAUGAACGGCAGACUGAGUCGAAUUCCUGGCUUACUUCACAAUCAGCAGGCAUGAGGAUCAGGCUGCAGGGCUCAGGCCAUGCGGCCCGUCUCCUCUCCGAGCUCAACCGCUGUCGUCUGUCUCGUCUCCUGUGCGAUGUGGUCAUCCAGGUCGGAGGUCGUUCAUUCCCCGCUCAUCGAGCGGUACUGGCGUGUGCAUGCACACACUUCAAUAGCCUCUUUUCCAGAGGUUCCCGAAACGGUAGCUUCCCUGCCACCUUCUCUUUGGACUUUGUCUCAGCCACCAAUUUCGAGAAGGUAUUGACUUUCAUCUACACCGGGGAAAUUUUCACAGACCUUAUAGAUGUCCGUGUGUUGUACGAACUGGCGGAAAGGCUGGGAGUGAAGGAGCUGGUGAGCGCUUGCCAUGCCACUUUUCCUGACCUGCAGAGCUCCAGUUCUGGAGACCAGGUGGGUGAUGGAGAGGUGGAGAGCGAAAUGAUGUCUGCCACCACCAUGGCUACGUCAGUCUGCUCAUCCUCUGCAGCGUCUUGUUCCUCACUGUCAUCUCCGGCCGCUCCUACACCUGUCACACCAUCUCCGGUUCCUCAAGGCAGGAAUUUCAGAAUAAACCGCUCGCACUCAGCCACUGUUUCGCUUUCCCAGUCUCCUAAAAAUGAGCACCUGCAUGUACAUCUGGGGUACAGCCAGCUGGAGACCAACAAACCGAGCCCCUCGGAUAGUAACCGUUCCACAGAGGCUCUUCCUGGUCUUACUCUGCAGCUCAAGACUGAGCGGGACGAAGAAGGAGAUGGUGGAGGAAACAUCUUGGUGGACCACCUUGUGGUUAAUGGUAGCAAAUCAACAUUUGGGUCUCUCCCAGAAACCUGCUCCGUUCCUGAUUCCUCAGCCCAGCUCGGAGGAGAAACAUGCGCCCCUUCGUCGUCCUCCAGUGACCCUCUGGACAGUUUGCAGCUGGGGUCCGUCGCAGGCGGAGUAGAAGUCAAAGAUGCGAGUUUCUUUGAAGAAGAUGAUGCCAGGAAGAGGCACCACCUGGAGGAGGAGCAAACCGAGUCUGGCGAUCAAUGGAGAGCACUUUCAGAAGACAUCAUUGAGCUGAGCGAUGAAGAGGAGCACUUCAUCGUGGAGGAAGAGGAUGACGAAGACCUGAUGUGUAUUGAGAACGGCGAACAUGGCUCUUUAGGCCAGCUGGCUCCAUCGCAGCCGUGCAAAGCUUGUGGAAUGCUACUCCCUGCCGAAAAUGGCAUCAUUCGGACUCACGCCGAGACGCACCUCUCCGAAACAGGUUCAUGUCAGGUGUGUGGAGCCUCCUUCUCCGAGCGCGGGGCUGCUGUCACUCAUGCCCUCACACACGUGGGUAUCCUUCUGUUCUCAUGUGAUGUCUGUGAGCAGCAGUUUCAGAGUGAAGCCAUGCUGAUUCACCACAGACGUCUGUCUGCUGUUAAAUGCAGCCCUCAAAAUCCUGAACAACUGAGCGGUGCCUCACAGAGACAAGGAGGGGAACUGCAGUGUGCUGUUUGUGCUAAAGCCACUGCUAAUGAUUUCAAGGCUGUCCGGGAGCACGUUCAGAGUCACGCUUGCCUAAGGACACUACGCUGCGGAGUAUGCCAGCUGUCCCAAUCCUCUCGAUGCGCCCUUUUGUGGCACACUUUAACGCACCUCUUUCCUAUUUACACCUGUCCGCAAUGUAGCAGCCCCUUCCUGGAGAGUUCACUUCUAGAUCGCCACGUUGCUCUACACGCUGAGGAAGAGUCUUCUGCGAAACCGGACGCCAGCAGUCCGGAGACCAGCGGGGAAAGCCAAGGCGAGCUACGCUGCUUCCUGUGUCCGCAGACCUUCCGCUCAGAAAACGCUUUCCAUUACCAUCUCACCGCACAUUCAGGUGAGCUUCAGGGCCAGACGUGGCCGGCCAAGCGCAAGGCAGACCAGCUCAUGGAGUAUUCCUCAUCAUCUUCCUCGCCUCUGGAGGCCGGCGGCUCGGGUAAAACCGCAAACGCGAGUUUCAGUGUGAACAUGGGUUUCGGCGUUCAGGACAAAAUGGUUCAGUUCACAAACGGCAACGUUUCCAGCGGUGCGGGCCUCAGGCAGAAAUGGUACCGCUGCAGGUAUUGCGGUAAGCACUUUGCGCACUCGGGCGAGUUCACCUACCACCUCCGCAUCCACACGGGUGAGAAACCCUAUCAGUGUAAAGUAUGCCUGCGCUUUUUCCGCGGCCGAUCCACCAUGAUCUGCCACCUAAAGACGCAUUCGGGUGCCCUCAUGUACCGCUGUACCGUCUGCGGCCUGUUCUUCUCCACGCUCAAGAUGGUCUCCUCGCACAUGGAGGUCCACAAAGACCAACUACCACCCGAUUUCAACAUAGAGGAGACCUUUAUGUAUAAUGACCACUCUAAAGAACCCGUCCCGAACAUGGACGCCUGAACAGACGCCCUCCGAACGCUCCGCUACACUGUGCGCCCACGUUUCCUUGCUGAUGUUGUUCAGAAGAAGUGACUGUAGACUUAGAAUGUAACUUAAGUGUUUAAUGUGAUUGAUUGUCUAUGUGGCAUUGUGUACUGAAAGACCAAAUUUAAUGGAAAAGGUUAUUUUAAAAAUGUAGUGUUGUUAUCUAUCCACUAGAUGGCAAACGAGAUCUGUGUUACCUCUAAAAACUCUUCCUGCCGUUCUGACACACACGAUAAGCUAAAAGUCUCUGGUUUCUCUAAAGAAGCACACGUUUCUCUUAUUCAAAGCUAGUGCAAGUUGAGAAUUAACCAGGACUUGUCAGAUAAUAAGUCAAGGGUAUAAAACUUUUCCUUUUUUUAAAUAAAGGUACUUUUCUUUUACAGAAUAGGCAAUAUUUUUAUAGUAGCAUUGUGUAUCACCUGACAUAGAUUAUGUUAGAAAUAGUAACUGGUUAUGAGAAGCAGUAAAUUUUGUUUGUAUUGUUUGUUCCCCAGUUGGAGAGAGGAUUUUGACUGAGGUGCUAAUAUAUCAGUCAGUUCAUACGACUGUCCCUAACCUGUUGAUUUGGGACAUAUAAGUGUAUUUGUUUUAAAGCAACAGUGUUUCAGGCAAGAUUAUGUUUUGAAAACUUGUUUUGUGCCAAUUUCCAAGCAAUUUUACACACCUGAAAGAUGCGCAUUGCUCACUGUAAAAAAAGUUGGUUUAACUUUUUGGGAUUUUGGCUUAUUCACUGUAUCCCCCAUAGUUACAUAAGUCCAUACAUACCUUUUUCAUCUCCCGGUGUCUCGUAACUCUGUCUGACGCACCCACCGCUAGCCUAGCUUAGCACAAAGACUGGAUAUAAAUGGCUCCAACUAGCAUACAGCUCCAAAUAAGUGACAAAACAAUGCUAACAUUUUCCUAUAUAUAUGUUGUGAAUUGUAGGCUAUAGUCACAGCGUGUACAAAUAACAAGGUCGUAUGAGACACAGCCAUCUUUUAACCAUAUACAUACUGGGAACUAUAUUCUCGGAUUGUCACUUAUUGGGAGCAGUAUGCUAGCUGGAGCCAUUUACUUCCAGUCUUUGUGCUAAGCUAGGCUAGUGGUGGGUGCGUCAGACAGUUACGGAAUGCACAAAGAUGAAAAAGGUACGUAUGCACGUAUCUAACGGUGAAUAAGCUUAAGUCCCAAAAAGUCAGCGUGUUCCUUUAAGUUACCUGGUUGCCUUUACAUUUUAAGUUAAAAUUUAAAACAUUAUCUCAUAGCAUAAUUGCCUAAGUCAUAUUUCAAUGUUUUUGGAAAACACGAAAAAACACAAUAUUUAGAAUUCACAUUGUAUGCUAAGGCAGAUAGUGUUUUUGGAUUCUAAUAACUAUUGUGCUUAGCUAAGGACAUAGGCAGAAAGGUAGGAUGAUGCAGCAGUGGAAGGACAGUAAAAGUAGGCAGAUAUCACAAUUUGGCCAAAAAAUGACUUUUAUGACUUCUUAUGUUAUGAGGCUAACGAUAUUUUUGAGCCCACUAAUAUUUUUAAGUUGAGUGAACUUAACAUUUUAAGGCAACCAGGUAACUUACUUUUUUUAAGUUGAACCAACAAAUCGUUUUUACAGUGUAAUGGAAUAACUUACCAUUUAAAUGUCUUUUAAUUCAUUUUGUGUUCACUAUAAAAAUCUAUUUGACAAAUAAAUGGAUGCAUCCAUAACAGAUGUAAUCGAUCAAGCCACAGUUUUAUUUGCUGUGGGCAUUUGAAGCCUUAUUUCUCAUGCAGCUCAGAAUAAAAAAGAAUGAACAAAACAUGGCCUUAUAAACCGAUUGAAUCAACUUCAUCUGUCAAUCAUAACUAGUCAAGUUUUGAAAAAUGAGGACUGAUGUUGUGACUGCUAAAUAUGAGAUCUUGAUUCAUGUUGAAUAUGAGAUGAAUGUCAUUUUCAUAGCACAUUUCUUUUCAAUAUGAAAUAGUUGCCUUAUAUUACUUAUUUAUGUGAUUUAUACAUUUUGGCAUCACUGUCAAACGUGUUUUCUCUUUUAUCACAGCUGUACUUGUGUUCUGAUUAAAAGUGGUACUCUAAACUUAAA
Messenger RNA from Misgurnus anguillicaudatus (oriental weatherfish), 4745 nucleotides. RefSeq names its product zinc finger and BTB domain containing 39 (gene zbtb39). The record is from RefSeq and is a predicted model, not a curated record. Gene Ontology annotation, molecular function: protein binding; DNA-binding transcription factor activity, RNA polymerase II-specific. Gene Ontology annotation, biological process: regulation of transcription by RNA polymerase II. Gene Ontology annotation, cellular component: nucleus. Lineage: Eukaryota; Metazoa; Chordata; Actinopteri; Cypriniformes; Cobitidae.